Messenger RNA from Rhododendron vialii, 3821 nucleotides. RefSeq names its product ETO1-like protein 1. Gene Ontology annotation, molecular function: protein binding. Gene Ontology annotation, biological process: negative regulation of ethylene-activated signaling pathway. Bases 964 to 3624 code for a protein of 886 amino acids. The record is from RefSeq and is a predicted model, not a curated record. NCBI's taxonomy places the organism in Eukaryota, Viridiplantae, Streptophyta, Magnoliopsida, Ericales, Ericaceae. The transcript is spliced from 5 exons.
UUUUCUUGAUUAAAUACCCAUUUCGAUACGAUUCUUUUGUACUAUACGUAGUAGCAAAUUAAUGGCUCGAAAAACAAAAUACUAGCUGCAAUCUUUCUGGUCUCCAACGGGAAAAAGAAAGUGGGAAGGAAAGAAAAUAAAAGUGAAAAACUUUCCUUUUACCCAACGAAACAAAAGUGAGUGGAGGGCUGAUAAAUUUUUCUUCCUUCGAAUGCCCUUCGUUCGAUCUCUCAAGUCUCCCCCCUCCAACUUUUUUUGAUUUGGGUUUUGCAAAGCCAUACCAGAAGAUUUAGUGGGUUGGUUUGAUUUGGGUUUGGUUUCAAUUUGACUUCGUUGCUUUUUCUAGUGAUUGUAUUUUAAGGAAAAGGUGUGUGUGUCUCUCUCUCUCUCUCUCUCUCUCUCUCUCUCUCUCUCUCUCUCUGUGUGUGUGGGUAAUUUAGGUUUUGUGGUGCUGUUUUCUUAUCUUGAGAUUUGGUGGACUUGAUGGUGGUUCUGGUUGUAUUUUUGGUGUAAAUCCCACGUAAUCUUUUGUGGGUCUUUGGCCUCUUCUGAUUUUUAUUGUCGUUUAUUGUUUAAAAAACAAAGUCUCAUCUUUCUUUAAAUUUGGGGACAGCUGGUGCAUACUUAGUUUUAGUUCCAUCCUUUCUGUAUAAUAGAAAGAGCAUGUGUCUUAGAAGAUUGUAAUUUAUUGACAUUAGGGAACCCCUAAUCUUCCUUUCUUUUUUCAAUUUUACGUUUGGGCAAAUUUGGUUGUAUCCUUGCAGAAUCGUCCCGUUUGGGGAUUGUGAUUGUUUGUUUAUUUGUAUCCGAUUGCACGAUUAGUUGUAGAUUUUGAGCUGAGGGGUAGUGUUUUCCAACAAAAAGGAGCUGGUUUCCUUGUCAAAAUCUUUGAUUUUUGAGUCUUGGAGUGAAACCCAUCAGUCUAUUGUGGAGAUCUGGGAUUUGUUUCAUCUCUUAUGCCCCAUGAGGACCUUUUUGCCCUCAGAGUCUUGUAAAGAAGCACAGCUCAAUGCUUUAAAUCCACAGUCAUGGCUCCAAGUUGAAAGAGGGAAGCUUUUCAAAUUCUCAUCUCAGUCUCCUUCCUCCAUAGAAUCUUUUAUCAAGGUACCUGAACCACCAGUUCUUCCAUUCUUUAAACCUGUUGAUUAUGUAGAAGUUUUAGCCCAAAUUCAUGAGGAACUUGAGUCAUGCUCCCCACAAGCAAGAUCAAGUCUCUAUCUAUUGCAGUAUCAUGUCUUUAAGGGUCUUGGGGAAGCCAAGCUGAUGCGAAGAAGCCUUCAAUCAGCUUGGAUGAAGUCAAGCACAACCUAUGAGAAACUUAUCUUUGGAGCAUGGUUGAAGUAUGAAAAGCAAGGUGAAGAACUCAUCUCUGACCUGCUUUUGUCUUGUGGUAAAUGUGCUAAAGAAUUCGGGCCAAUAGAUAUUGCCUCUGAGUUCCCUUCUAAUCUACAUGUGAGCUCCAUUGGAGUUGCUGGGACAAACGUGAAUCAGAUUUUGAGAAUCGUCACUUUUUGGAUUGGAGAUGAGAAAAUAGAAUGCGAUAGGCAGAAGAUCGCGGGCUUAUCAGAGCCAUUUAAUUCCAUGCUUUACGGGUGUUUCACAGAGUCUCUUCGCAAGGACAUAGACUUGUCUAGGAACAACAUUUCCCCAUCGGGUAUGAAGGUCGUCCGUGAGUUCAGCUCAACAGGUAGUUUAAAUGAAGUUCCCCCAAAGCUUUUAUUAGAAGUCUUAGUUUUUGCCAAUAAAUUUUGCUGUGAAAGGCUCAAGGAUGCGUGUGACCGGAAACUUGCUUCUUUGGUUUCCUCCAGACAAGAUGCACUAGAACUACUGGAAUACUCUCUUGAAGAGAAUGCCCCAGUUCUUGCUGCAUCAUGUUUGCAAGUGUUUCUGCACGAUCUUCCUGAUUGUCUAAACGAUGAUCAGGUGGUUCAACUACUAUGCAAUGCUAAUAUGCAACAUAGAUCAAUCAUGGUUGGCCAGUCAUCAUUUUCACUCUACUGUUUGUUAAGUGAAGUAUCCAUGAACUUGGAUCCUCGGUCGGAUAAAACAGCUCUAUUCUUGGAAAGACUGUUAGAAUGUGCUGAAACUAAUCGGCAGAGAAUGGUGGUGUAUCAGCAGUUGGGAUGUGUGAGACUCAUGAGGAAAGAAUAUGAUGAAGCUGAAAAGCUCUUUGAGGCUGCUUUAAAUGCGGGUCAUGUUUAUUCAGUCGUUGGUUUGGCAAGACUUGGUCACAUCAGGGGCCAUAAACUUUGGUCUUAUGAGAAACUCAGCUCUGCCAUUUCCUCUGUGAACCCACUUGGGUGGAUGUAUCAAGAGAGGUCACUGUACUGUGAAGGAGAAAAGAGGCGGGGAGACCUUGAGAAAGCAACUGAAUUGGACCCCACACUUACUUAUCCUUACAUGUAUCGGGCUGCAUCCUUCAUGAAGAUGCAAAAUAUCCAAGAUGCCCUUGCUGAAGUCAAUAGGGUUCUCGGGUUCAAACUAGCAUUAGAAUGCUUGGAACUCCGAUUUUGUUUCUAUCUAGCUCUUGAGGAUUAUGAAGCAGCCCUUUCUGAUGUUCAGGCCAUCCUUACGCUUUCGCCAGAGUACAGGCUGUUCGAGGGUAAGGUUGCAGCUUUUCAACUUCGCACUCUAGUUCGUGAGCAUGUGGAGAAUUGGACAACAGCAGAUUGUUGGCUACAACUCUAUGAUAGGUGGUCUUCAGUUGAUGAUAUUGGAUCCCUGUCUGUAAUUUACCAGAUGCUUGAAUCCGAUGCGGCGAAGGGAGUUCUAUAUUUCAGACAGUCUUUGCUUCUCCUUAGAUUAAAUUGUCCAGAAGCAGCCAUGCGAAGUCUACAGUUGGCUCGCCAACAUGCAUCAAGUGAACAUGAGCGUUUGGUUUAUGAGGGAUGGAUCUUAUAUGAUACAGGUCAUUGUGAGGAAGGCCUACAGAAAGCAGAGGAUUCUAUUAGUCUUAAGAGAUCUUUUGAAGCAUACUUCCUGAAAGCCUAUGCAUUGGCGGACUCCAGCCAAGAUCCAUCUUGUUCUUCUACUGUUGUGUCACUUCUCGAAGAUGCCUUGAAGUGCCCCUCGGAUCGUCUUCGGAAGGGUCAGGCUCUCAACAAUCUUGGAAGUGUUUACGUAGAUUGUGGGAAACUAGACUUAGCAGCAGAUUGCUACAUCAAUGCCCUUAAAAUCCGUCACACACGAGCUCAUCAGGGUCUUGCCCGGGUCCAUUUCCUCAGAAACGAAAAGUGUGCUGCAUACGAGGAAAUGACUAAACUAAUUGGGACGGCUCGGAACAAUGCGUCCGCCUAUGAGAAGAGGUCAGAGUACUGUGAACGUGAACUCACGAAGGCAGAUCUAGAGAUGGUCACUCGAUUGGAUCCCCUCCGUGUCUAUCCCUACAGAUAUCGAGCUGCAGUGUUGAUGGACAACCACAAGCAGAAGGAAGCCAUAGCAGAACUGUCGAGGGCGAUUGCGUUCAAAGCGGACCUUCACCUUCUACACUUGCGGGCUGCGUUUCACGAGCACACGGGUGACGUUCUGGGUGCGUUGCGAGACUGUCGAGCUGCUCUCUCAGUUGAUCCAAACCAUCAGGAGAUGCUGGAACUCCAAAGCCGCGUAAACAGUCAUGAACCAUGAACAGCCCCCCGCCAAAGAAAAAGGAAAAGAAGGGAAAAUUCGAAGACGGGAUAGUGUAUUUAUAUGUUGUAUCACUUGUGUAUACUAGUGAAGCAUGUCCAUGUAACAUCCAUGUUUAUCUCCUUUUUACUUUUCACAAAUUUUGUAAUAUGUUUGAAAACAAUUUUGUUUAUGCAAUUUAGUUAAAUCUCGCAUUA